ACAGUACCCCUUGUGUGUUCGGUAGGGUUCGGUAACGGUCGGAGAGCGUUUGGCUGGUUCGUUCUAACCGCGAGCACAGUAUACCGCCGACCGACAACCCCUUCGCGUGCGACGAUGUUGCGUUGCGGCUGAUCAGAACCCUUUUUGUCUUCGCUGUUUUUUAAUUCUUUCUCAUUUCGAAAGUUGUUAUCAGUGCAAGAAGUUGAAAUAUAUCAUUGGAACGUUUCGCACCUGCCGAUACGUAUCGACGUUUCGCGGCCAGCAGUGUGUGACAGAUCGAGCCGUGUUAAGUCACAACUCGGUCUAUCGUUUCGUUUCUCCCCUUACCCUGUCUUUCCCUCUCUCCCACCGUUGAAAAAACAUGGCUGAAGCCAAUGGGAAGAUGCGGAAUAAACAUGAGGACAUUGAUACUGCAUCCCUCGGUGCUGACAUUCUCAAUCCCUUCGUUCAUCGUCUCGAACUCGACACUACCUAUGACAAGCUCAAGACCGCAUUCCUGACGGUAGCUCUUCUACCAUUCAGGUUGGCUGCAAUCAUGGCUCUGGUGAUCAUGGCCUGGCUUUUAGCUUGUCUAGGUCUUCUAGGACUGUCCGAGGAAGAUCUACGUCGAGCUCCUUUGACCGGAUGGAGACGCAAGAUAGUGCCCUGGCUGUGCUUUUUUGGCCGGUUGACAUACCAGGCAGGAGGAAUGAGAAUCAUUGUACGUGGAAGACAAGCAACCAGGGCUGAGGCGCCGAUCUUGGUGGUUGCACCCCAUUCAACCUUCAUGGACGGUGGGAUUGUCUACAUAACUGGCUUUCCUUCCAUCAUCGUAAGACGAGAAUCGGGACUGAAUCCGUUCAUCGGAAAAUUAAUCAACUAUACACAACCGGUCUAUGUUUGGAGGGAAGAUCCGAAUUCACGGCAAAAUACCAUCAAGGAAAUUAUUGAAAGGGCUACAUCGAAAGAGGAUUGGCCACAGGUUAUGAUUUUCCCGGAAGGUACAUGCACCAAUCGAUCGUGCCUAAUUACUUUCAAAUCAGGUGCAUUUUACCCUGGUGUCCCCGUUCAACCCGUUUGCAUCAGGUAUCCCAAUAAAUUGGACACGGUAACAUGGACAUGGGAAGGUCCUGGAGCAUUGAAGUUACUAUGGUUAACGUUGACUCAACUGAAUAGCAGUUGUGAAAUAGAGUUUCUCCCUGUGUACAAGCCGAGCGAAGCUGAAAAAAACGAUCCCAAGCUUUAUGCAAACAACGUGCGACGUCUUAUGGCAGAGGCACUACAGAUUCCUGUAUCAGACUACACAUACGACGACUGUAGAAUUAUUACUAAAGCUCAUCAAUUGCACAUACCACAUGCGUCCACUAUAGUAGAAGCCCACAAGCUUCGUAAUAAACUCGGCUUAGUUACAGCAAAGACGGAAGAAGAAUUAGUUCAAAAGAAGACAGAAAGGUUUAACGAAGAAAUGAACUUGCACGAAUUUGCUCAAAUCCUUAGAAUAGAUGAAAAGGAACCUGCUACGCAACAACUCUUCCGAAUUCAUGACAAACAAGCGAAGGGUAUAAUAGAUUUCGAAGAGUAUUUAUUCAUAGUAUUAGCCACAGCAAACGCAAAUUCUGAACUAGAAAAAAUCGAAACAGCGUUUGAAGUAUGUGGCACAAAAUCAUUGUCCUGCCUGAAUAAAAUGGAACUGCGAAAGGCUUUGAAACUAGCAUUAAGUUUACCAGAUGAAGAAUCGGACAAAAUCUUUCAGAAUGCUAAAAUUGAUUCUGCUGAUACGACAGUAAAUUUCGAAUUCGUGCUUGCCGCACUAGCAGCGCGAGCAGAAUUGGCACAUAUAUUCGUUGGGAACACCGAAACAAGGAAAAAAAAUAUUUGAGAAUAUUUAAUCGACUCGUUCCGUGCUCAUCGAAGAUGCAGGACACAUCGCGUUUGCAGCAGACCGCUUUUAAAUCAGGCAUGCGCCAGUCCUGUAUAACUUUGCUCCUCUCUUGCUGACAUUACCCUUUCAACGAAUAGAUAGCCAUUUUCUUUUUUUUUUUAGUAUUAUUAUCGUUGACGAAGCAAGAAGUACCGUCUAAGGAAAUAAAACAAAAAAAGGAACGAGAAGAUCGAAUAGUAAUAUUUAAGAAUUUCAUUGAACGAUCAAAGAAGGGUCUGGAUAACGUAGAUAAAUUUCUUCGCUUCUAGAAGAACUUUUUCGUACGACUAAAGUCAUCUCUUAAAAUAGAACAAAAAAAUCUGUAUUUAUUAUUUAACAUACAUUUUUACCAUCUUUUUUAUUUACCACUUUAACUGAUAAGAAUUUAAGUUUUUAUAUCCUGUUAUUUUUAUCGUAGUUAAUACGAAUGUAGAUAAAAAAUUGAUCUUUCUUUCUUCUUUUAUUCGUGACGCAUUGUUUAUAUGCAUUCGAUAAUUGUGAUAUUGUUUCUCAUUAUUUCGAAUACUUAGCGGUUAAAUAAAAAGUGAAGUCUCACGUUUAUUUUGAAAUAUAUUUGUGUUCUUAGUUGCUUAGAGAUUGUAAAACUUUUCUCUUCAACAAAAUGUCACAUCCAUGUUCAGAAUCGUGUAAAUAGUUAUUACACCGAAGGUUUCUUAGACUUAAGUGUGCAAGCUUCAUCGUGUAAAAUUUACACAUCACGGCAGACGGAUUGUCUAUGCAAAAUAAAUAUUCUUAGAGCGUUAGAAUUAUUAUAGAAUGCUCAGGGUAUCGAUGAAUUCAUGGCUAUUGAGUGUUACGUGAGUUGUAAUAAAUAAGACGUGGUGAGCGGUACACCAAUCACAAAACUUACCUAAGUUUCUGAUAUGUCUAAUGAAACCAACAUGUUUAGAACAAAAAAGCAUUUAGAAUAAAUAUAUUAUAAAAUUUAUUCUUUGCACGGUAAUAAUAUAUACUACAAUAUUUAAUAUUUAAUAAACAUUAAUGCAUAUACAUGUGUACACGUAUAUAUGUAUAUGUAUAUGUAAAUGUAAAAUAAUGAUACAUUGGUCAUGAAUUAUGGUGAACUAUUUAAUCAUUGUAUAUACGCAUACAUUAUAUACAUGUAUUGUAUAUGUAUAUACGAGAAACAUGUAAUUGUAUAUAUAUAUAUAUAGAUACAAUAAAAUAUUCUUACAAGAUAUGAAUUAUUUUAAAUAAAUUUGAUUGCUUCUUACCAUUCGUUUACAGCUAAAAAGAAACCUACUGAUUUAUGUUAGGAUUGAUUUAAGUACAAAUGUACAGAUAUACGUUAGCUACAACAAAUCUAUGGUAUCACACGUAAUAAAAAUAAAGACUAUAUUACUUCAAAUAUCAAAUAGUAAUACAAAAAAUGAAACGGUCUUUUAAAGACGUCAACGCUUGAUAAUCACAACCGAUUUCUUAAACUGUUAAUGUACCUAUAAGAUACUCUUAUGUAAUUUUAAAAUAUAGUAAAUAUUAUUAAA
Osmia bicornis bicornis is the source of this 3405-nucleotide messenger RNA. RefSeq names its product lysophosphatidylcholine acyltransferase (gene LPCAT). NCBI's taxonomy places the organism in Eukaryota, Metazoa, Arthropoda, Insecta, Hymenoptera, Megachilidae. The record is from RefSeq and is a predicted model, not a curated record. Gene Ontology annotation, molecular function: calcium ion binding.